This is a messenger RNA of Aspergillus fischeri NRRL 181, 465 nucleotides long. Its product is annotated as tetratricopeptide repeat protein. The record is from RefSeq and is a predicted model, not a curated record. The coding region runs from base 1 to 465 and encodes 154 amino acids. The transcript has a single exon. Gene Ontology annotation, molecular function: protein binding. Lineage: Eukaryota; Fungi; Ascomycota; Eurotiomycetes; Eurotiales; Aspergillaceae.
AUGACAUCGCGCCUGGUCGAAUACAGCGAACUGACUACCUUCCCACUGGAGCUAGAGUUAGAGGAAGAUAUUGAGGAAGAAAUCCAUCACUUUGUGAGACUGAGCCGCUUGGGACAUUACGCAGAGGCUCAAAGGUUUUUUGACCAAACUCUAAGAAAACAUGACCAUCUCUUCCCAGUCUUUGCUGAGUAUGCCGAUAUGCUCUUAGAGCAGGGCCGCUGCAGACAAGCUUCGGAGAUUCUGGAGGAGUAUAUAAUGUCAAUGAGCGAAUCCUUAGGGGAUAGCGAUGAGAUGCAGCUUCUGAAAUUAAUGAAGUCAUUAGCGGACAUGCACUCGCAGGGCGCGCUAAGGUCAGCCUUGGAGGAGGCGCAAAGAGCAUGGGGACUUUUACAACUGGCAGGCCAAAAAAGCUCCGGUAAAAUCCUUAAUGAGGUGCAGGCUAGUGAGACCGGAUCCAUUGGUUAA